This is a messenger RNA of Heteronotia binoei (common prickly gecko), 1074 nucleotides long. RefSeq names its product free fatty acid receptor 2-like. The transcript has a single exon. Gene Ontology annotation, biological process: G protein-coupled receptor signaling pathway; cellular response to fatty acid. The record is from RefSeq and is a predicted model, not a curated record. Bases 1 to 1074 code for a protein of 357 amino acids. NCBI's taxonomy places the organism in Eukaryota, Metazoa, Chordata, Lepidosauria, Squamata, Gekkonidae. Gene Ontology annotation, molecular function: G protein-coupled receptor activity. Gene Ontology annotation, cellular component: plasma membrane.
AUGGCCUCAGAGACCGUUGUCCUUGUCAUUUUCAUCUUUACCUUCCUGAUCGGUGUCCCAUCCAACCUCCUGGCCUUCUACACGUUCCUGGUGAAACUGCGUCGCAAGCCAACCCCCAUAGACCUCCUCUUGUUCAACUUGACCCUUUCUGAUAUUCUCCUUCUGCUUUUUCUGCCCUUCAAGAUGGUGGAAGUCUCUUCCCACAUGAUCUGGCCUCUCCCCCCCUCCCUCUGCCCUCUCACCAGCUGCUGCUUCUACGGAAGCAUGUACCAAAGCAUCCUUUCCCUCAUGACAAUCAGUGUGGACCGCUACCUGGGUGUUGCAUAUCCCAUCAAAUACAAGUUGCAUCGCAGGCCUGUCUAUGCUCUAGUGGUCAUCAUUGUGCUCUGGUUGUUGGGUUUCUUCCAUUGCAGCAUUGUCUACAUUUUCAGGCAUGGAGGCUCCAAUGAGAGCCUUCCGUACUCAGCUAAUAGCUCCCGUUGCUUUGAGAAUUUCUCCCCUGAGCAGUUUCAUGUUAUUCUCGCUCUCCGUCUGGAGCUGUGCCUUGUCUUCUUCUGCCCCCCGUUCAUCAUCACCCUCUUCUGCUAUGUGAACAUUAUCCGCAUCCUGAGUUCCCUUUCCAAAGUCCAGGCUGCCAAGAAGCGACGGGCCAUGGGCCUGGCUGUGGCAACGUUGCUCAAUUUCACCAUCUGUUUCGCUCCGUACAACAUUUCCCACAUCGUGGGCUUCAUCCAGAAACGGAGUCCAUCGUGGAGAGUGGAAGGUUUCCUCCUCAGCACCCUCAAUACCUCCGUGGAUCCCUUCAUCUUCUUCUUCUCUUCCAAGGCCAUCCGACGGACCUUGAGGGACUGCUGGGGCAGCCUGUGCUGCAAGCUCCAGGCUGUGGUCCCCUGCUCUAAACAUCCUACAGAUGAUGGUGGAGGAGCAGACGCCAGCCGAUGCUCUGGUUCUCAUCUGCAGAGCGUGCAAGAAGGAGCUGAUAUCCCAACAGAAACCUUCUUGGACCAGUGUGCAAAGACUUGUACAGUCAAAGCUGAGGUCAGUCCAGAGCAUGCACAGUGCAGGGAGCAUUAG